Molecule: messenger RNA, 342 nt
Organism: Ostreobium quekettii
Lineage: Eukaryota; Viridiplantae; Chlorophyta; Ulvophyceae; Bryopsidales; Ostreobiaceae
Source: the annotation of a GenBank genome assembly
AUGUUUCUUAUGCUGGCAUCACUGGUGACUGUGAUGUUGACAUUUGAGAAACCCUUCAUGGCAGAGGGACGUUUGCACAAGUAUUGUGGCAUUGGCAUCAGUUCACUGCUGGGGGUUCAGAUUGCCAUGGGCCUCUUGAGACCCUCAUCUCAUCAUAGACUACGGUGGGUGUAUGAGCUUUGUCAUCAUUGGCUGGGCCGUAUUCUUUUAGUCGCUGGCACCACUGUGGCAUCCCUGGGAGUGAAUGCACUGAAGGCUCUGUUUGAUGACAGCAUCACUGGAUGGGUAAGUGUUUUGCUGCGUGGCCAGAGUCUCGUACUUGCUUGUGUUGAUCCUGUGUGA